AUCAUCUCUUACAACGUGGGAACCCUGCACGUCGUACUUUAGCUCGGUGUUGGUUCUUUCUCCCCGCACUCUGGCAACAGGAGCCCCUAGCAUUUGAUCCAGAACAAAGACACUAGACAUGACGAUAUUCGGUGAUCUAGCGUUCAACAUCAGCAUUCCCAUGCCUCCGUGGGGACUGGUCUACAACCAUACCGGCACCACAACCGAUCUUAUUGUUAACUACACAUAUGCUGUCUUUAUCCUCCUCUCAACUGCAGUCGCGUUGAUACUCAACCCAAUUGUGUUCUACUACAACCACAAGCAGAAACUCUCCAUUGCAUCGCUUCUCUUCCAGAUUUUGGCCAUCUUUGACUUCGCCCACUCGGCCUACAGAUCAACCUACCAGACUUACAUCCUGUUCAAGCCCGGCAUUGAGACUUUUGCUGUAAUGAGUCCGUCUGUGAUAAGCAAGGUGGCGACAGUGGUAACAUACACUAUUGGUCAGAGCAACAUCUCCCUUACAGGACUCAUGGCUUUAGUGAGACUCAUUCAAAUCAGGUUUCCAUUCUGGGCCUUCAGUCACGGUACCCACAUAUUUCGACUUUCAGUCGCAAUGAUAGUUCUAGAUAUAAUUUACAACGCUACUGCUAUAACAGUUUACAUACUCUGUUAUAAGAACUCAAUAUUUCUGUCUGUAACUCAAACAGUGUGGGCUCUUCCUGAAGAUAUGAUAACGUUUCAAGACGCCAAUGCUUUGAACUGGGUUAUAUGGAUGUUCUUCUCAGGACCAUACUACUUGAAAACGGGGCUAACCCUGCUCACCUCCAUCCUGACAAUGUUAGCCCUCAGAACUUCAGAUGAACAGGAGGGACUCAGCAAAUCUCAACACAAAAGCAUUGUUACAAUCCUGAUCCUCAACUUGGCUCCCCUGCUCUGGAUCAUUCUAAUGGUAGCAAGUCAGGUGAUAUUGGAUAACACCAAAGAUCCCACCAACUUCACCUACUCGCACGUGUAUCUCAUAUAUCUGUCCUUUGUGGGGAUGCCAGUGUUUCUGACUGCUUACAAUCCACUGGUGUUGUGCUGCAGAAGCUCGGGUAUUAGGAAGAUGAUGACGAGCUGGAGGGAUAGUUCUAGAAUUGUAAAUGAGUGGUACUCGGGUAGUAGAUCCCAUUUGUUGAAGAAUCAGGGCAUGUCAACGACAGAGUCUACUAUCAGCCCGGUUUCACACGAAUUCUAAAAUAUAAUGCGGUUUGAAGCAGUUUUUAAAGCUAUUUACCUGGCUAGUCAUUGACUACUGAUUACCAUAGGGCAUAGCCCAUGACCCUUUUAAAGUUUUUCUUUUCUUUUUGUGGAAGGACAUUUUAGAUAGUUGUUGGUUGAAGUUUGCUCCUGAGAUCAUUAAAAAUAACUUCUCGCUAUCUGUUAUAAGUACUUUAAUUCAAUCCCAGUGAUCUCAGUGACUAAUUUUAACUGAUAUAAUCGAUGUAUUUAUAAAUGUGUAUUGUGUAUAAUGUCAUUAAACAGCUUAUGAUUAUGUGAUAUUUGAUAAAGAAUUAAUUUCUCAAUUUGUACCCUUUUUUGUUCGUACCUUUUAUGUAGAUUAUCUACAGUAGAUUAAAUUAUUGUCAAACUUGAUAUUUAAUUUUGUACGUCUGAAGAGUAUUACGAAUCUGAAACAACCGGCUCGUCAUUUUUACCAGCUUUUAGUUUAUUGACUUUAUAAAUCAUGGUGUUCUGGGAUCAAAAGAAUAAAUUCAUUCAAGCCAAUACCAAAUUACCCAAUCAUUACACAAACUGAAGCUCGGAAAGAAUUUCAAAAGGAUACAUAAAGUAAACAAGGUGCAUCAUGCAAACCAUUGUAAACUACG
Bolinopsis microptera is the source of this 1847-nucleotide messenger RNA. RefSeq lists its product as uncharacterized. Bases 119 to 1216 code for a protein of 365 amino acids. NCBI's taxonomy places the organism in Eukaryota, Metazoa, Ctenophora, Tentaculata, Lobata, Bolinopsidae. The transcript is spliced from 6 exons. The record is from RefSeq and is a predicted model, not a curated record.